AUGGUUUAUUCUUAUCCGAUGGGUAGAGACGCGACACUGAAGUCGGGUAUCAGAUCUGUUACUACGAACAACGCGUCUAUCCCCAGCAACUAUCAGACUGUAGUUGUAGAUAAUUCGGAGAAGAAAGGCUUUCGCUCAAAUUCGAAACGCUUCUCAUAUACAGAUAAUGACCUGCCAGGACCAGGAACAUAUGCUGUUCAUCCCGUAUUAGCCUCCGAUGGACCGUCAUUCUCUGUAAAAGGAUCGGCUGGAUUCCCCUCUAAGGCGAAGCGUCUACCUCGCGUGCAGAUGCCCUGCUCUCCGAGAGUUGGCAGCUACAACUUGACGGAUAAUCUGAAUACCAAGAAAGACUUUAAUCAGGCUGGGGCCACGAGUAGCUUUUGUCACCCGAUCGCUCUUCAGCCGGAUAAGCAUGCGAACAGCGACGGACCCGCGGCGAAUCAGUACAAUGUACAGGUUUACCUGGGAAAAACGAACAAUGUGGCUGCCGCUAAUGCAUUCAGAUCGACGACGAAACGAGAGCUGGUUGACACUAGGCAAGCACAAUCGUGUCCUGCGCCAUGGCAGUAUACUGUAUGUGACUCGAUGGUGACAGGAAAUGUCCGGGUUCCCUUCUCCAGUUUUAAAUCUAAAACUCAGAGAUUCACGGAAAAGCCAUCCGAAAAUCCUGGUUCCAAUCACUAUAAUCCGUACGAAUCCUGGGAGAUGGGCAAGCAGAAAUCACAUGAAACCAAGCGCGCUCUCGUAUGUCACGCGUUGUCAUCUACUGCUGUUCCAUUGAUCGUCACCUCCGUCGCACCUGGGCCUUGCACGUACAACAUCCCCAGUUACAUCGCAGGCAGCAAACAGAAUGUUCCCAGCGCGGCGUUUGCUUCAGGAACGCAGCGGUGGCAUCCCGCCAGAGGCAGCAACAUGCUACCUGGACCCGGCGCUUACAAUCCUGUGGCUAACAAGAGACGAUCAUUUCUGUAUAACUCGGCAGGGCGGUGGGUCAGUUAGUAUAUAUACAUCACGUCAACGCUAGAUACAUCUGAUACGAGCAUAUUUUUCAAGACUAUUACUACUGCAACGACUAUCCCCGUUCCGUCUUCAAGCUAUUUAACUGCGUAUAGUGAUCGUUAUCACUUCUUAUUCAUUUUGAUUUAUUCCCAUGUCAUCAACGUUGUCUACAAUCUUAGAAAUUCAAAGAAACGUUGAUAGCUGUGCAGUUUUACAUUCGACGUAUAUCGAGUAUGGGCAUUGUAAAUACGGAUUUAUCUUGAUGUCUGAUGUGUUGUAAUUUAUUCUUGCCUUAUUUUUGGCCAAUCAUUCAGUUAGAUAAUGUAACGUAGCUCACACUCAUUACUCAAACGUAGCACUCAAACGUAGUCAUUUCAGUGGGCGGAUAAAUAAAAAGGCAAAACUUUUUUACGAUUAACUUUUUUAAA
Molecule: messenger RNA, 1427 nt
Organism: Priapulus caudatus
Lineage: Eukaryota; Metazoa; Priapulida; Priapulimorpha; Priapulimorphida; Priapulidae
Product: O(6)-methylguanine-induced apoptosis 2-like
Exons: 10
Coding region: 1-999 (332 amino acids)
Biological process (GO): epigenetic programing of male pronucleus
Cellular component (GO): germinal vesicle; male pronucleus; female pronucleus
Molecular function (GO): chromatin binding; histone binding
Source: RefSeq, a predicted model, not a curated record